Molecule: messenger RNA, 273 nt
Organism: Sphenostylis stenocarpa
Lineage: Eukaryota; Viridiplantae; Streptophyta; Magnoliopsida; Fabales; Fabaceae
Source: the annotation of a GenBank genome assembly
AUGGAGCGAAGGAUACGCUGCAACCCUCGCAGGGAGGGUGGCGUCCCUUGCGUUGACCUAACGAAUGUGGUUGGAAAAUGGGUGAUAUUUCCCUGGGAUGUUUAUGAAAGUAGGAAUAUACAGGGCAUGAAGCCGUUUUCUGGUCCUGAGGUUGACUGGUUUGGUUGCAUUGAAAUUAAAGUUGGAAUUAAUGAUGUUUUCCCUGACUUUUUGACCAACGAUGUAUUACCAAUGCCAAAUCUUCUACUCAGUGGUUGCAGUGUAAAUCAGUGA